This is a messenger RNA of Cylicostephanus goldi, 723 nucleotides long. Lineage: Eukaryota; Metazoa; Nematoda; Chromadorea; Rhabditida; Strongylidae. The record is from the annotation of a GenBank genome assembly.
GCGCUUGCAGUACUUGUGGAGGAAAAGACAGCGGUACAGUCGGAAAUGCGCAAAGUGAAGAGUGAUUUGGAACAAGAACGUAUUUUGAAUGAGAGUCUUUCAUCGAGUCUCAAGUCCCUGCAAGACAACGAGUCCAAGAAACUCCAACAUCGUCUGCAAGAAUGCGAAAGGCUUCUUACCGCACGCAGCACGGAACUGGAUGGUUUGAGAAAGAGCGAAGCUAAUGCACAAGCUCAAUUGCUUGCUGUGCAGCAUGAAAGGAGCGAGGCUCAGGCCCGUUUGAAAGUGACAGCUCGUGAGAAAGAUCAGCUGGAAGCGGAGCUCAAAGCAGUUAGGAAAAAUUUACAUAUGAAAGAGAUUUAUCUGAAACAACUGGGUCCACAUGGGAUAGUGAAUAACGCAAAUGAUGAGAGUGCAAUUAAAGCACUGCAUGACCGCAUUGAUACCCUUCAAAAUCAAGUCAGUUUGUUGACAAAAGAAAGAGAUCAGCUUCAUCAGAAUACGGCGGAAUUAAGCAGGCACUAUGAGACCUGUAGGCUAGAAUUUGUAAACACGCGAAGUAGAAUUGAAACUGAGCUGUCCGAAGCAUCCUCAGCCCGCGAUGCUGCACUUUUACGUGUGAGAGAGCUGGAGAAUGACAUCAGUGUGCUGCAGAAGAUUCAUUUUCUUGUUGCUCCUUUAGCACCGAAGAAUAUUUGUCUGAAUAUCUUUUUCCUUCCAUAA